Messenger RNA from Galendromus occidentalis (western predatory mite), 1603 nucleotides. RefSeq names its product differentially expressed in FDCP 8 homolog. Bases 124 to 1437 code for a protein of 437 amino acids. NCBI's taxonomy places the organism in Eukaryota, Metazoa, Arthropoda, Arachnida, Mesostigmata, Phytoseiidae. The transcript is spliced from 8 exons. The record is from RefSeq and is a predicted model, not a curated record.
AAAGUUGCGUUGCAAGAAGUCCGUGAUGAUUAUAUCGCGAAAGCUUCACCUCUCUGAGAGACAAAGGCAGUAGUUGUCAGUGUUAGCUACCGGAAGUCCUGAACGGGUAUCCUCGGAGGAAGCAUGAACUCAUUCGGAGUUUCGGAAUUCGCUGGGCGCGUCGGAGAAUUAGUGAAGAAAACGCUGACUGGUGAUGACCCUCGGAAGGAUUCGCCAUCCCCACCAGCCCCUUAUUUAAUUACAGCUGUCCGACCUCGGAGUCUUUCGAUCAUAAAUGAACAAUAUUUCGCUGGAUUGGACUCGACGUUCUCUUCGAUGAGUUCCGCAUCAGAACUCGAGUUGGCGAUAGAUAAAUGUAAACAGAUGAUACUGGAGUCGGAGGAGAAAUCCGACAGGAGAUACAAUCUCAUACGGAAACUGGUGGAGUUACGAUGGAACCUACAGGAGAUCAGAAACGGGCCGCAGACUCCUAUCCUAGAACAAUCCUUUACCGUGAUGGGCCACGUUUUCGUGUCGGGGAAACUAGAUGAGACUGAUUCGUAUUGUGAAAAAUGCUGCACAAGGAUUUGGGAUUUCGUCAAUAUGGGACUCAAUCAAUACUACACCUGUGAUAAGUGUCGAUAUAAAUGCCACCAGAAGUGCCUCAACUCGAUAACAAGGAGCUGUGCAUACCUGAAAUCACACGAUUACGAGUUUGAAAUCUGCCCGGAAAUGGGACUCUCAGUGCAACAAUUUAAAUGUUUCGAAUGCCGAUCCCCUCUCUUCUCCCCGGGUUUGAAACUUUUGCCGCAAAUGGAGGCGGCCAGGCGGUUGUGCGACUCCUGCGGGCGAUGGUUCUGCUCGUACUGCCAUUGGAACACGGAGAUGGUGAUUCCGGCGAGGGUGAUCCACAACUGGGACUUCGUACCAAGAAAGGUAUGUCGUGGAUGCGUCCAGUUCUUACGCCUCAUGCUCAAGCGACCGGUGCUCGACGUGGAGAAACUGAACCCGUACCUGUUUACGCACGUUGAAGAGCUCCCAGCUGUGAAGAUCCUGCGGGAAGAUCUACAACAAAUGAAGCAGUACCUAACGAGCUGCCACAUCGCCCGAUCGAAGAAGCUCCUGUGGCUGCUGAACAAACGGCAUCAUUUCGUCGAAAACUCACAGAUUUACUCGAUGCAAGACCUCCAGGACCUCGAGGCGGGAACCCUCAUCCGAUAUCUCCAGCAAGUGGCGAAAGUCUACGAGGCUCACAUCACAAAAGAGUGUGAGAGCUGCAUGGGGAAAGGAUAUCAUUGUGAGUUGUGUUCGUCGAAGGAACUUAUUUUCCCUCUGAGCAGAGAGCUGACCUCGCGAUGUCCGGACUGUCUGGCAGUCUAUCACAGGGAAUGCUACCGCAACCGCAAAGCGUUCUGUCCACGCUGCGAUAGAAUGGCUCAGAGAUCAUCAUCACCGUGAGCGUGACAUAACCGUGAAGGAAUGAUCACAUGCUGGAGAAUCGGUGCGCAAUCGUGGGGGUCCACACCGAGAGUUGCGAGUCGUCCCCAGAAUAGCGACGGAGGGUUCUCUCGGAAUCAGAGAAAUUCUGAAGAUCUUCCUCAUCGAGAGGAAAAUGUACCAAGUG